Molecule: messenger RNA, 4638 nt
Organism: Vollenhovia emeryi
Lineage: Eukaryota; Metazoa; Arthropoda; Insecta; Hymenoptera; Formicidae
Product: fatty acid synthase-like
Exons: 4
Biological process (GO): fatty acid biosynthetic process
Molecular function (GO): oxidoreductase activity; fatty acid synthase activity
Source: RefSeq, a predicted model, not a curated record
CCACACAGAUCACUGCAAUAUUACAAACUGAAUAUGCUGUCCGAGGAUGGCAAAUGCAAAGCGUUCGAUGCUUCGGCUGAUGGUUUGGUGAGGGCCGAGGCGGUAGUGGCGAUAUAUUUGCAGAAGGCGAAGGAUGCGCGCAGAGUGUACGCCACGGUGGUUAACACGAAAACAAACAUCGACGGCUACAAACCCGAGGGAAUCGGGUAUCCCAGCAGUGAAAUGCAAAAGCAAUUGAUACGUGACAUCUACAAUGAGGCGGGAAUUAAUCCUCUAGACAUUAGUUACGUAGAGACUCAUGGUACCGGUACCAAAGUAGGCGAUCCAGAGGAAGUCAAUGCCAUCGAUAAAUUGUUCUGUAAAGGUAGGAAGAGUCCUUUGCUGAUAGGCUCGGUGAAAUCCAAUAUGGGUCAUUCGGAACCGGCAAGUGGACUAUGCUCCAUCGCCAAAGUGCUGAUCGCGAUGGAAGCGGGCGUGAUACCCGCGAAUUUGCACUUUAAAACUCCGAAUCCGAAUAUUCCUGGCUUAAACGAGGGACGGAUUCGAGUUAUCGACAAGGCUACACCGUGGAACGGUGGUCUCGUGGGUAUUAACUCAUUUGGUCUCGGCGGCACCAAUGCACACGUUAUUCUACGCAGCAAUCCAAAACCAAAACUGUCAUCAAUGAACGCCGAAAUAUUGCCCAAAUUAGUCGCUGUAUCAGGUCGAACGGAAGAAGCUGUGCACACGUUAUUGAAUAAAGCGAAAGAGCACUGUAAAGAUAACGAGUUUCUAUCGUUAUUACACAUAAUGCACAAUAACGACAUCCCUGGUCACAAGAUUCGCGGGUACGAGAUACUCAGCGUCGAUGGUACACAUGAAAUGACCGAAGUAGCGGGCUGUGACAAAGGGCGUCCAAUUUGGUUCAUAUUUUCCGGUAUGGGUUCGCAAUGGCCAGGCAUGGCUCGUCAAUUGUUCAGCAUUGAAACUUUCCAACGUAGUUUGCGGCGAUGCGCGGAUGCUUUGGCACUCUACGACGUCGACCUCAUGAAUAUCAUCAUGAACGCCACAGACGAAACAUUUGAGAAUGUGAUGAAUUCCUUCAUGUCUAUCGCGGCUAUACAGGUCGCUCUCAUGGAUGUUUUAACGUUGAUAGGCAUACAUCCGGACGGCGUAGUCGGACACUCCAUUGGAGAAUUGGGUUGUGCUUAUGCCGACGGGGCAUUUACACUGGAACAAACUGUCUUAACCGCUUACUGCAGAGGCAAGGCGUUAUUAGAAUCCAAGCUGAAACCAGGUGCCAUGGCGGCAGUUGGUUUGAGCUGGGAGGAGGCCGAAAAGAUUUGCCCGCCCGAUAUCACACGAGCUUGUAACAACUCCGCCAACUUGAUUACUAUUUCCGGUCCGACUGAUUCUAUGCACAAGUUCGUACAAAUGCUGGAGAGUAAAGAUAUCUUCGUUAAAAUGGUAAACAGUUCCGGCUACGCUCUCCACAGCAAAUACAUCGCUCCAGCAAUGCCUAAGCUACACGCAUUACUCGAGAAACUCAUACCGAGUCCCAAGCAGAGGUCGGCUAGAUGGAUCUCUACCUCCGUACCAGAAUCCGCAUGGGAUAGUCCGCUAGCGCAGCUCAACUCCGCCGAGUAUUGUGUAAACAAUAUGAUGUCACCUGUGCUCUUCAAAGAGGCGAUCGCUCAUAUCCCAGAAAACGCGAUAACGAUCGAGAUCGCACCGCACGGUUUGCUACAGACUAUCUUACGCAGAUCAUUACCACCAACGGUGACCAAUAUUAGCCUUCACAAGCGGGAUCAUUUGGACAAUCUUACCUUCCUGCUGUCUAACGUGGGAAAGUUAUACAUGGCCGGUGCGCAACCUAACAUUGCCAAAUUGUAUCCGCCGAUUAGUUUCCCCGUCGGUCGUGGAACACCAAUGAUCGGGUCCUUGGUCAGGUGGGAUCACUCCGUCCCAUGGGAUGUGCCUGAUUUCAAACAGAUAUCAGACCAUUCGGGAGGAUGUAUUGUCCAAAUAGACUUGUCAAAUGAAAUGGAUACGUAUCUAGCAGGACACCAGAUAGACGGACGAGUGAUUUUUCCAGUUGCUGGUUAUAUUUUAAUGGUGUGGAAAACUUUGGCAAAACAGCGCGGCUGCAAUUUUGAACUGUUGCCAGUAGUAUUUGAGAAAAUGCAGUUUCAUCGGGCCACCAUUAUCCCCAAGGAAGGACAGGUGAGAUUCUCGAUAACCCUUUUCAAAGGAUCGGGCGAUUUCGAGAUCUGUGAGAACGAUACGAUCGUCGCCAGCGGAAACGUUCGCGUGUCCGAAGGUAUCGACAAAGAUCACCUGAACUUACCACCUCCAGUUUUGCCUCAAAAUCAAGAGACUUUGCAAUUGAAUACCGAGGAUGUUUACAAGCUACUGAGAUUGAACGGAUACGAUUAUUGCGAUAUCUUCAAAGGAGUCAAAUCUUGCGAUAAAGAUGCCACUGCCGGUGAACUAUACUGGUUCAAUCAAUGGGUGUCGUACUUAGACAGUAUGGUUCAUAUAUCUUUGGUGACUAACAAUUCAUUAUAUUUAGCGUCGCAUAUUCAGUAUGUAGCUAUCAAUCCUGUUCUUCAUAAACAACUGGUUGAAAACUUACCAGAGAACGAUGGAUUGCCAGUGUAUUGCUACAAAGACGCCAACAUUGUUAAAUCGGGUGGUAUUGAGCUCAGAAAAAUUAACUUUUCGUUGGCGCCCCGGCGACAGAAUCAUGCUGAUCUUAAAUACGGGCGGUACACUUUCAUACCAUACGAAAGUUCGUACAGUCCAGGAGGGGAUGCAAUGAGAGGAAGGGUUCAUGCGCUUACUGUACUCUUGCAGAUUGUGUAUGAAAACAUAACGACGUUGAGACUGAAGACCGUAGAAGUUGCAAGUGAACGAGCUGCGGAAGAUCUCUUGGCACCGCUUAUUUGCAAAAUUUCCGAUAACCAAUUGGGCUCGCCUAUCAUUGAUUUACAAAUCGUCACAGUUUCUGCAGAUAACUAUACGGAGAGUUUGAAGCAGAUGAACGUGAACGCUGACAUCGUAACGCAAGAUGUGAAUAAGGCACUUCCCGUUCAAGACGUGCACCUUGUCAUUGCGGCGGACGUUCUAUCUAAUAAGUCUUAUACCGUUCUCAAAAACUUGGUCGCUAACUUAAAACCUGGUUGUUUUAUUCUUCUGGAGGAGACCGCUGCACAACUAGAUUUGGAGACCGCGUUGAAAGACACUGAUCUCAUCUUGGCUGGAAAACAAACAGUUUCCGUAGAAAAGACUUAUUUGUUGCUGAAGAAACGACAGAAACUAAGAGAACCAAUGGUAAUUCAAAUUACAGAAAAACAUCUGUCGUGGCUGAAAGAUAUAAAAGCAGUACUGAAAAAAUGCGACAGUAUAGAUCAAGAAAUACUCCUUGUAUCCCAGGGUGAAGAAACACUUGGCUUGGUCGGACUCAUGACUUGUAUGCGACGCGAGUUAGGCAAUGCAAAUUUGCGUUAUGUCUUUAUCCAGGACCAGAAUGCCCCCACAUUUAGCAUAUUCGUACAGUUUUAUGUGGAGCAAUUGGACAAAGGAUUGAUGGCAAACGUUUUGAAAGGAGGACAAUGGGGCAGUUAUCGACACUUGCCAUUGGAUCAACAGAGCAACAUGUCUUCGGUGCAGGUGAAACACGCCUAUGUAAACACAUUGACAAGAGGAGACCUCAGCAGCUUGAAAUGGAUCGAAAGACCCUUAAAAUACUAUCGUCCCGACAAGUUUCCUAAUAUGAAACUUUGUUACGUUUACUAUGCUCCACUGAGCUCCAGGGAUAUCAUAUUGGCGAGUGGAAAGUUGUCCCUGGAUAUUUUGCCGAGGAAUAUAGCUACGGAAGAAUGUAUAUUGGGACGUGGAUUUUCGGGGAGAGACGCUGACGGUCGUCGCGUGAUGGGUAUAGUCGAAGUUGGAGGACUGGCGACUACAGUGGUUGCAGAUCUCGAUUUCCUUUGGGAAGUACCCGACAAGUGGACGUUGGAACAGGCAGCAACGAUACCUAUCGCUUACGUGACUAGUUACUAUGCUUUGUUUGUACGAGGUCAAUUGACAGCGGGCGAAAGCAUAUUAGUUCACGCUGGUACAAGCGGCGUCGGUCAAGCAGCGAUUGCCAUUGCUCUGCACGCUGGUUGUACCGUCUUCACUACCGUUGACACGUUGGAUAAAAGAACAUAUCUCAAAAAAAUCUUUCCGCAGUUGAACGACAAGCACAUUGGCACUUCCCAAGAUACCAGUUUCGAACAGCUCAUAGAUUUUGAGACUCAAGGACGUGGAGUGGAUGUCGUAUUGAAUUCACUGACAGAUGCGAAAUUACAAGCUGGCAUCCGGUGUCUGGCGUACGGUGGCCGUUUCCUUGACAUCAGCAUUCAUGAUAUAUCGAAAGACAACCGCGUGAGCAUAUCAACGUUAAUAAAAUAUACUUACCAUAGUAUAUUGUUGGAUAUGGUAUUUCAAGAAAAUAAAGCGCAAAAGAAUAAACUGAUCAAAUUCUUUUCGGAGGGGAUAAAAAAUGGCGCGAUACGUCCGCUCCAAUGGACUGUGUUUUCGGAACAACAGCUCGAGCAAGCAUUCAGAUAUAUGGCGGCACGCAAGCAUAUUGACAAAGUGCUGUUGAACCUU